AUGCAAAAGAAACUGGAUAGAAUCCGUGCCAAACUCGAUUGGGGUAUCCCUCUUGAGCAGCUUCCAGUCAUCGAGUUUGGAGACUUCCAGGAACAUGCUCGCAACGGAAAAGCACUCAUCGCGGUCGCUGGUGUCAUUCAUGACGUUAGUGAUUUCAUCAAAGAUCAUCCAGGUGGCAAGGCUAUGAUUAAAUCUGGAAUUGGAAAGGACGCAACUGCUAUGUUCAACGGCGGUGUCUACAACCACUCCAACGCUGCCCACAACUUGCUUUCUACCAUGAGAAUUGGUGUCAUCCGUGGAGGUUGCGAAAUUGAAAUAUGGAAGCAGGCCCAGAGAUAG
Messenger RNA from Orbilia oligospora ATCC 24927, 339 nucleotides. RefSeq lists its product as uncharacterized. The transcript has a single exon. Gene Ontology annotation, cellular component: intracellular membrane-bounded organelle; membrane. Bases 1 to 339 code for a protein of 112 amino acids. NCBI's taxonomy places the organism in Eukaryota, Fungi, Ascomycota, Orbiliomycetes, Orbiliales, Orbiliaceae. The record is from RefSeq and is a predicted model, not a curated record. Gene Ontology annotation, molecular function: heme binding.